Nycticebus coucang (slow loris) is the source of this 1630-nucleotide messenger RNA. RefSeq names its product developing brain homeobox 2 (gene DBX2). The record is from RefSeq and is a predicted model, not a curated record. Gene Ontology annotation, molecular function: DNA binding; DNA-binding transcription factor activity, RNA polymerase II-specific. Lineage: Eukaryota; Metazoa; Chordata; Mammalia; Primates; Lorisidae. The transcript is spliced from 4 exons. The coding region runs from base 300 to 1331 and encodes 343 amino acids. Gene Ontology annotation, biological process: regulation of transcription by RNA polymerase II.
CCUUCUAGAAAAAAAAAAAAAAACCCGUCCAGAUCUGCAUAGAAAGCGUGAGAGACUCCCCCGGCGCUCCCAGACCUACGCGGUGGGCCAGGGGAACGCGGGCCUCCUCCUCCCCCCAUACACUCCUCCUAUCCCAGAAAAAACGCGGAGCGCAAAUAAAUAAUAUCGUCCCGAGCCUGUGGCCGUCUCUCCGGUGCCCGCUCCUCCCCUCCCGCCUCGGCGCGCUCCGGCCUCGAGGGAGGCGGCGGCGGGACAGCGGCGGCUCCGACCCGGUGCGGGGUGCGGGCGGGCGCCGCACUAUGCUCCCCAGCGCCGUGGCGGCCCACGCCGGCGCCUACUGGGACGUGGUGGCCUCCUCCGCGCUCCUCAACCUGCCCGCAGCGCCAGGCUUUGGGAACCUGGGCAAGAGUUUCCUCAUCGAGAACCUGCUGCGCGUUGGCGGCGCCCCGACGCACGAGCCACAGCCGCCGCCGCCGCCGCCCCCCAGCCGGGCGGCCGCCCUGGGCACGACCGCCGCGGGCGCGCAGCUCCGGCCCCUGCCCGCCAGCCCGGUUCCCCUCAAGCUGUGCCCUGCGGCCGAACCCGCCAGCCCCGCCGAGGCGCCCUACGCCACGCGAUGGGCUUUCCAAGUGCUCAACCCCUCCGCGGACGGCGCAAGGUUGCCCGGCCGGGCUCCGGGAGACCGAGACUGUACCUUCCAGCCUUCAGCCCCAGCGCCUUCCAAACCUUUUCUUCUGAGCACCCCGUCCUUCUACUCGGCAUGUUGCGGUGGGUCCUGUCAGCGCCCUGUGUCCUCUGCUGCUUUUUCAAGAGAAGAGAGUGUGCUGCCUCUCUUGACACAGGACUCUAAUUCCAAAGCGCGGAGGGGCAUUUUAAGAAGAGCUGUCUUUUCUGAGGACCAGAGAAAGGCUUUGGAGAAAAUGUUUCAGAAGCAGAAAUACAUCAGCAAAACAGACCGAAAGAAGCUUGCCGUCAACUUGGGACUAAAGGAAUCACAGGUGAAAAUUUGGUUUCAGAACAGAAGAAUGAAAUGGCGGAAUUCCAAAGAAAAGGAAGUUCUUUCUAACAGGUGUAUCCAAGAAGUAGGCCUUCAAGAGGAUCCCCUCUCACGAUCGGCUUUGGGGUUUCCUGCUUCAUGUCCUUCAAUGUGGGAAGUCUCCCAGCCACACUCAAGUCCAAGAAGGAGGGAGAAUUCUCCAGAACCUUCAGAAAGACUACUCCAGGGAAGUUCAGGGGCACCGCUCCCAGAAGGAAAGUCAAUGCAAGGUGCCUUAUAUUUAUGUUCUGAAGAAGAAGCUGGAAGCAAGGGUGUACUUACGGGGGCCAUCUGAGUGGACUAUACUAAUAACAUUUGGACUCUAAAGCCAGCUAGCAGGUACCUCAUCAGUGCCUAAAACCUAACAGCUUUGGUUCGAUGUAUGAACUAAUGCUUUAGGAUAUCCACUCGUGUGGAUUUAGCCCUAGACUCAGCUUAAUUUGUAAGUGGAUGCAACUGAAGAGACUAAGAGCCGCUGGCUCAGUCACUGCUCUGAGUAUGUGUAUAUGUGCUUCUGUCUCCGUGUCUGUAUACAUAUAGAAAUCAUUGUUAAGAUACAUUAGUAGAAAGUAGUUCCUCUUAAAAACAUUGCAU